AUGUCCCCGAAAUGGGCUUCGCACGGGGAAAACGAUGAGGGCUUCAUCCCAGCGCUGCAGGAAAAACUCACGGCAGCGGCUCGAACGCCCAGCACUGCGCGUUUCGAGAGUCGUGGGGUGAGGAGUUCUGCAAAGUGGUUGUGGUUCUUUUCCUUUACCGUGUGGGCCGUGACUGCGUUGGUUCUUUUGGAGGUGCCCAAUUUGACUCGCUGCCUCAUGUCGGUUUCUGUGGAUAGUCCCGAAUUUGGUCACUUCGACAUCCCGUUGACUGCUUCGAGCACUGCAGCUGACAUCAUUCUACUGCUACGUGAGCGUUUGCCAGACAGCCCAUGGCAUGGGAACAAGUUGCUGUCAAGUGGGGUCUGCCAGCUACAGUGCGAUGACAUUGUGGAGGCAACCCGCCACAGCACUUUAGUCUUGACAAACUACUCAGAGAUCACCAACCAGGAGACUUUCUGCAUCAAAGAUACUGCAGAGCGAGGGAUCACUCGCGAGCAAUUGGCAAAGAUCGUUGUUUUCAUCUCCAAGAUGGCUGACAGAUGGUGCGAAACGUUCGGAGAACAGC
Cladocopium goreaui is the source of this 565-nucleotide messenger RNA. The record is from the annotation of a GenBank genome assembly. Lineage: Eukaryota; Dinophyceae; Suessiales; Symbiodiniaceae.